AGGCGGGCAGUUUAACUGUUCCGCAGCUCCGCAACGUUAGCCACGUUUCUCGUUUUAUUAUUGUUUUAUUGUAGUGUUGCCGUCGUUUUAACACCCAGUAUUAUACAUUGUUUUAAUAGACGUGGUUGGCUACACAUAGCGUCUUUCACUCGCGAGUUUACGUCAGACAGAGUCGCCGUUGCGGACUGAUGCUCGGAUUAGCUCGAUUCAGCUAAAGACUACUAACUACCACUAUGGACCGACCGUCGAGGAAGACGAAGGCGAUAAACUAUUGCGACGCCAAGGACUUUGACGACGACGAGGAUGACUUUGCCUGUGUGAGGGCUCCUCCCAGCAAGAAGAUAAGAGACAGCACUAAACAUGCAGAUUCAAAGAAAUCCUCAAGCAAGUCGUCGAGUCAGGACUCCGACUCCCAGCCGGUGCAAAGCCACAAAACUAGAAAGUCUUUGGAUGAGAAGCUGCUUGAUAGAGAUCUGGAGGCAGCUCUCGCUCUGUCACUGCUCAACAAGACGGACGUGAAGGAACAAGCGUCACAUGGAGAAGGCAGUGCUACGAAACCGCUGAAGGACAAGAGCUCUGAACUACUACCUCCAGUCCUCUCCAAGUUUUGGGAAGAAACACCAGUUGUUGAUCCAUCAGAGAGAGAUGAUAAACUAGCACCCCACAUCCUCAAACCGGUUCAUAAAGAAGAAGAAGAUGACGACGACUACACCCCCAAACCAACCCCAGAUUCUGAGAGUGAGGAGGACUUUAGCGAGCCGGAAGAGAGCGAGGAUGAAGAGUUCACCACGAAGAAGGUGAAGAAAACUUCCAAGAAGGAGACGGUGAAGAAUCACAAGCCAAAACAGCCCACGGCGUCGAAGAAAGGAAAGCAGCCGAGGAAACCUCACACAGCAGCCUCUGCGCCGGUCAGAAGUCCACCAGCAGCCAAGAGGCCCGCCCCCUCCACCACAGCGUCCUCAUCCAAACCCCUGUUACCUGUGAGCCCAGCUGCAGCCAGGAUACCCAAGUGGACCCCUCCAGGUCAGAUUGGUAAAAGUCCCGCUUCAGCGUCACCAGGUCCAGCAGUGAAGUCUCCAGGUCAGGGCCUGCGACUGGGACUGUCCCGACUGGUCCGAGUCAAGCCCCUUCACCCCGGCGUGGCAAGUCACUAGUGCUACAUCAGGUCCACCUCCUGCUCCUACACGGUGCCUCUGAGCCACUCUGGCCGGCAGUGGUCAGUACCUGUGCGCAUCACACCACAUGCUCUGUGAACCUUGUUUGUUGGGUACUGACCACUGCAGACUGGGAAGUCAGAGUUUAGGUUUUAAGACUCAGCCGUUUCCCCCUGUGACGUUGUAUAUUGUGUACAUAUGAGGAAUAAAGGUUC
Molecule: messenger RNA, 1369 nt
Organism: Synchiropus splendidus (mandarinfish)
Lineage: Eukaryota; Metazoa; Chordata; Actinopteri; Syngnathiformes; Callionymidae
Gene: rad51ap1
Product: RAD51 associated protein 1
Exons: 9
Coding region: 234-1154 (306 amino acids)
Biological process (GO): interstrand cross-link repair; double-strand break repair via homologous recombination
Molecular function (GO): single-stranded DNA binding; double-stranded DNA binding
Source: RefSeq, a predicted model, not a curated record